This is a messenger RNA of Corvus hawaiiensis (hawaiian crow), 1992 nucleotides long. RefSeq names its product tumor protein p63 regulated 1 like (gene TPRG1L). Bases 22 to 843 code for a protein of 273 amino acids. Gene Ontology annotation, cellular component: synaptic vesicle; cytoplasm. The record is from RefSeq and is a predicted model, not a curated record. Lineage: Eukaryota; Metazoa; Chordata; Aves; Passeriformes; Corvidae. The transcript has 5 exons.
CGCCCGCCCGGCGCCGCCGCGAUGCUGCAGCUGCGGGACGCGGACGAGUCCGGCCCGGCCGGCGGCCCCGGCAGCCCCGGCAGCCCCGGGGCCGCCACGCUGGUGCCGGGGGGGGCCGGGCCGCCCUUCGAGGCCGCCUCGCCGCCGCCCCGGCAGACGCUGCGGCCGCUCAGUGUCCGCACCGCGGGCCGCGCCGGCCGCCUGCGCCAGUACUUCGUGUUCCGGCCCGGCACCAUCGAGCAGGCGGUGAGCGAGAUCCGGGUGGUCGUGCUGCCCGCCGAGGACGGGGAGGUGCAGAGCGUGUGGCUGCUCACCGAAAUCGAUCACUGGAACAAUGAGAAGGAGCGCCUUGUCCUCAUCACAGAUUGGUCCCUCCUGGUCUGCAAGUACAACUUCAUCAGCCUGCAGUGCCAGCAUGUGACGAGGAUUGCCCUCAGCGCCGUGGACACCAUCUCCGUGGGGGAGUUUGAGUUCCCACCCAAAUCUCUGAACAAGAGGGAAGGUGUCGGUAUCCGCAUUCAGUGGGACAAGCAAAGCCGCGCCUCCUUCAUCAACAGGUGGAACCCCUGGUCCACCAACAUCCCCUACGUGACCUUCACCGAGCACCCCAUGGCAGAUGCUGACGAGAAGAUCUCGUCCCUGUGCCGGCUGGAAAACUUUCAAACACAGCUGAUCCAGGCUGUGAAGAAAGCCCACAAGGAGGGCCCAGUGCCAGGAAGCACUAAUGGGGUGUUGGUGCUGGAGCGGCCCAUCCUCAUCGAGACCUACCUGGGACUGAUGUCCUUCAUCAACAACGAGGCCAAGCUGGGAUACUCCAUGACAAGAGGCAAAAUUGGAUUUUAAACCCCCUUGCGUGUCAUCUGUUCAAGGGCAAGUGAGUUGGUGGUGGUGCCCUGGGGAGAGGGUGCUGAGGGGCAGAGCACGUGAUAAAGCAGAGUUGUCAGGGGAAGGGACGGGGGUGGUUGUAGGACAGUUCCCAGCUUGUUUGGGGAAUGCACAGGCUGGAUUUGAAGCAGACACAGGGUGGUGUCAGUCUUGUACUGUGCACCUGAUUUACAGCCCUCACUGGUCCUUACACAGGAUGAAUGAGCAGUGGCAUGUUCCGUGUCCCAGUGCCUGCUCUUCCCAGUCCAUGAAGUGCCAUUGGAACCUGCUAAAACCCCCAGUGCAGAGCAGAACCUUUGUGCCACGGUCCUGCUGUAUCCCUGUGUACGGUGUCAAAUCCUGUCGUGUGCUUGGGACUGCUUUGUGCUGUUUAGAGGAGCUGCUGUUCCAAUCACCGUGAUCUCAGUGCUCUGAUUAAUGCCUGUUAGGAAUUUUCGAGGCUGUCAGUCAGUCUUUUAACAGUAUUUGCUGGCUUUUGCUAAAGCUGCACUGUCCCACCUGCUCAGCAGCAGUCUGUGAACUCAAUAUGCAUUUAUGAGCUUCUUGUAAAAACCCCUCUAAGAACCUACUGGAACUUCCUCUCUACUUCUGUUUCUUCGCUGCAGCCACAGAAUAAAGACUGUUGUGAGAGAACGUUGCCAAAAGCCUCACAAACACGUCUGCCUUCAAAGCUGUUCUUUGUAAAACUGAAAAGGAAUUCUGUUUUGGUUAGAUUGAUACUCUUAGCCAUUUUUCUUAAACCUACUCUAGAAAACUUUCAGCACUGUGUGUCAGCCUUGGUUCAUACAUUCCUGCGCUGAACCUCUCAUCCAGGGAUGAAAUUCAGAAGCAGCCCAAGAGAUUACAGCUGAAAUUGCUCAGGAGGUGACUCUAACAAGCUUUUUCCUUGUGCAUGACCUUCUCUCCAUGCCCUUUCAAUCAGAGUGUUUAUCUGCUGGAUAAACACUGUGCUGCAGUGGUGGGGGGUUUUUUGACCUUAAUGUAGGUGUUUGUGAAACUCCUGUUGCAGACCAUCCUGACUCCAGUUUUCCAAGCUUCUCCAUGCAUUUUCUAAGUGAUCUGUUCACUUUUCAUUAACCUUGCAGUAAAGUUAAAUUUCAACUCUUA